GGCAGCGGCGCGGAGUGGGCCGGCCGGGGUCGAGGGGCCGCGCUCAGGGCAGUUGCACCCGGCUGCGUGGAAGGAGCACCGCGGAGUGCAGCCGCCUCGUCGUCGAGAAGGAGCGGCUCCUCCCCUGCCGUGCCCGGAAUCCCAGUCAGAAGUUCUGGCCUGCCACUCAUCUCUGAUGCGAUGCCAGCACCAACUCAACUGCUUUUUCCUCUGAUCCGUAACUGUGAACUGAGCAGAAUCUAUGGCACUGCAUGUUACUGCCACCACAAACAUCUCUGCUGUUCAUCUCCUUACCUUCCUCAGAGUCGCCUGAGAUACACACCCCACCCUGCAUAUGCUACCUUUUGCCGGCCAAAGGAGAACUGGUGGCAGUACAGCCAAGGAAGGAGAUAUGCUUCCACACCACAGAAAUUUUACCUCACUCCUCCUCAAGUCAACAGCAUCCUGAAAGCUAAUGAAUAUAGUUUCAAAGUGCCAGAAUUUGAUGGCAAAAAUGUCAGUUCUGUCCUUGGAUUUGACAGCAAUCAGCUGCCUGCAAAUGCACCCAUCGAGGACCGGAGAAGUGCGGCAACCUGCUUGCAGACCAGAGGGAUGCUUUUGGGGGUUUUUGACGGCCAUGCAGGCUGUGCUUGUUCCCAGGCAGUCAGUGAAAGACUCUUUUAUUAUAUUGCUGUCUCUUUGUUACCCCAUGAGACUUUGCUAGAGAUUGAAAAUGCAGUGGAGAGUGGUCGGGCACUGCUACCCAUUCUCCAGUGGCACAAGCACCCCAAUGAUUACUUCAGUAAGGAGGCGUCCAAAUUGUAUUUUAACAGCCUGAGGACUUACUGGCAGGAGCUUAUAGACCUCAACACUGGGGAGUCACCUGAUAUUGAUGUUAAGGAGGCUUUAAUUAAUGCUUUCAAGAGGCUUGAUAAUGACAUUUCAUUGGAGGCUCAAGUUGGCGAUCCCAAUUCUUUCCUCAACUACCUGGUGCUUCGAGUGGCAUUUUCUGGGGCCACCGCUUGUGUGGCCCAUGUGGAUGGUGUUGACCUUCAUGUGGCCAAUACCGGUGAUAGCAGAGCCAUGCUGGGUGUACAGGAAGAGGACGGCUCUUGGUCGGCAGUCACUCUCUCUAACGACCACAAUGCUCAGAAUGAAAGAGAACUGGAACGGCUGAAAUUGGAACACCCGAAGAAUGAGGCCAAGAGUGUGGUGAAACAAGAUCGGCUGCUUGGCUUGCUGAUGCCUUUUAGGGCUUUUGGAGAUGUCAAGUUCAAAUGGAGCAUUGACCUUCAAAAGAGAGUGAUAGAAUCUGGCCCAGACCAGUUGAAUGACAAUGAAUAUACCAAGUUUAUCCCUCCUAAUUAUUACACACCUCCUUAUCUCACUGCUGAGCCAGAGGUAACUUACCACCGAUUAAGGCCACAGGAUAAGUUUCUGGUGUUGGCUACUGAUGGGUUGUGGGAGACAAUGCAUAGGCAGGAUGUGGUCAGGAUUGUGGGUGAGUACCUAACAGGCAUGCAUCACCAACAGCCGAUAGCUGUUGGUGGCUACAAGGUGACUUUGGGACAGAUGCAUGGCCUUUUAACAGAAAGGAGAGCCAAGAUGUCCUCGGUAUUUGAGGAUCAGAAUGCAGCAACCCAUCUCAUUCGCCACGCUGUGGGCAACAAUGAGUUUGGGGCUGUUGAUCACGAGCGCCUCUCCAAAAUGCUUAGUCUUCCUGAAGAACUUGCUCGGAUGUACAGAGAUGACAUUACAAUUAUUGUAGUUCAGUUCAAUUCUCAUGUUGUAGGGGCCUAUCAAAACCAGGAAUAGUGGGUGGAUCUUACCCUGGCAAUUCUCAAAUGAAAUAGAUGUAAAGGGCAGAUAGAUUUUUAAAAGGCACUAAUACAGUAAACAUUUCCAGUGGGUCAUUCUGAGCAUUUACCCAUUUGAUACUCUAGCUUGUCAAGUGCUCCAGAUAGACUUUGCAGCAGGGUGGUGGGAUCACAGGAGUCUCCUGCCUAGCUCGGAUCUCGCGACGCCUGCACUUGAGGCAAGUCAGCUCCUUGUUGCAGAUGUCUUGUGACAUUGGCUUCUUUUAUCCACCUGAGAAAAUCAGAAUGACCUGGCAAAUAGAAUCUCGAACGGGCCGAAAUGCUGGACGUAUUCUUUCGGUAAAAGGGAAGAAACGCUACUGUUCACACCUGCAGACCCUUUUUGUCACUAAGAUUCCAGUGUACCUGAGAACAUUUAUUUAUUGCAUGAUUUCCUAGAUAUACAAUCUAUGCAUUAUUCAUAUAAAUUUAUUUAACCUGAAGUGGUUUUCAAAUCCAGUACUUUAAGCCAUAAAUGACAGAGAACUAAGCAACCUCCCUUCCCCACCCCUGCGUACCUGAUGUAAUGGAAACAUUUUCUAUUUUGUCACUCGCUUGAAGACAAUAAACGUUUUUAGUUUUAUCUACUCUUACAAUGAUGUUAAAAAAAGAAAAAAGAUGGGCCGGCCCCAUGGCUUAGCGGUUAAGUGUGCGCGCUCCGCUACUGGCGGCCCGGGUUCGGAUCCCAGGCGCGCACCGAGGCACCACUUCUCCAGCCAUGCUGAGGCCGCGUCCCACAUACAUCAACUAGAAGGAUGUGCAGCUAUGACAUACAACUAUCUACUGGGGCUUUGGGGAAAAAGAAAGAAAGAAAGAAAAUUAAAAAAAAAGGAAAAAGAAUUCUUUUAGUUUGUAUUAAUGAAAAGCUUUAUUUAGUUUGAAAUAAAAAGAUCCAGAAUAAAAAGAAGAGACUGAUAAUAUUCAGUUACUGUCAUCUGUAGCGACCAGCACAUCACUCUUAUCAUGUAAUCUCCAAAGGCUCGGCAUGCUGUAAGUGUGUGGUGGGUAGACUGCUGCCGGGAAAUCAUACUUCUAAUUUAGUAAUGAUAAGAAUUUUCAUCACUUUUGGAGUUUUAAGGAUGACAUAUAUAAAAUAAGUUUAAAUAUCAAUUCAGGGAGUAAGGUUUAAUGUUACUGGUGUUGAGAUGGGGGAAGAAGUUUUUGGUUUUCCCCCACUUAGACAUAGGUCAAUUAAAAUAUUUGAUUUCAAAAUUACUAAAUGCUUUAAACAUUGUAGCUUAGGAAUGUUAUAUGCUAUAUACAUGAGAAAUUUUAAAAGGUAAUUUGUGCAUGCCUGAUGCUUAUUUAGUAGAACACUUAGUAGCAUCAAGUGUUGUUUGCAGCAGUCUCCGCAAUUAUAUGCAGUCACUUCUAAUGAUGUAUCAAAGUAAAUGAAAAUAAAUAUAUACCACUUGGCUUUUUGGGAGCUUAUGUGAUAUGCAUCAAAUGGCAUUUUGUUCUUGUGUUUAAUGGUGAUCUGUGUAUAGCUGUGCAUAUGUUUUCAUCAUUUAUUCUAUCAUCAUUAAAAGAAGGGUUAUAACUAUGUUUGAGAUUCACAUAGAUUUUAAUAUAACCCGUGAUCAGCUUUCCCUUGAGUAAUUUAGUUGAGGGGUCUGUAGAAGUCUUUUUGGAUUUCUGUAGAAUAUGAACUAGAUGUUCAAGGACUCCCUUUGGACUAUGGACACUAAAGUGAUAUAGAACUGACUGCAAAACUUGUUCCAGUUGAAAAAUAGACUCAGGAAGAUUGCAGCUUGGAACAUCAUAGAAUGUUUGUUUUCUGAGGUCUUUUUUUUUCCCCUUAAGUCAGUUUGGACUUUUCUUCCAGGCAGCAUUUUGGAGGGGGGAAGGCUGUACUAUAUAUUUAUUUCUAAAUGAUUUGACAGAGACUUCAUCUUUUAAUGAAAUAUAUAUAGACUGCAGUAGCAAUUAAAACCCAUUUUCAGGCUACUAUUUGAAUUUCUUUUGAACACUAUCACGGAAGAGUUCUAUCUUAUUAUAUACUUAAUAAAAUCUUGUUUCCAUAUAGUAUUUAGUUUCGUGUGGUCAUGAUCAAGGUGGUAAUUCUUAUUAUUACACAAGAAACUUGGUCUGCAGUCCAAAAACCAGUCUACUCUCUGUAGAAAUGAAAAUGUAGUGUGGAGUUAUCAUUGUGGAAGUGAAAACAAUUGGAUGUUAGAAAUCUGAAUGUACUAUCAUCUAAAAGCGGUUGUGAUUUUAUUGUAAUUGGUUGUCACUGUGAUGCGAUAUCUAGAAUUAAAGAAUACAUGUAAACUUUCAUGGUAUUUAGCCUUUCUUAAACUUUUUUAUUUAAAUUUUCUAACAUCUGUAUCAACUUCUGUAUUUCUGUUUAUUCAGUGGCUGAUGAUAUUUAUGGUACGCCCGUAACUGGUUAAAUGGAAUGGUGGUGUGGUACACAGUACUUGGUAGAAAAACUGUCUUAUAAAGGAUGUAUCUGUGUGAAGACGUGUGGAAGGUUUAUAAUGUAGAGAGUGGUCAGAGAAAUGCCCACGGUGAAUUAAAGCUCAUGUUUGCUUUCUGAAUGGCCUGCGUUGGUUUUUAAUAAUAGUUAAAUUCAUUAGAUGCUUUCUGCAGUGAUAGAUUAUACUUUAAGAUCCAGUAGAUAAGUAGUACUUUUUUUAAAAAAAAAGUAUAAUUUACAUUCAAUAAAAUCACACAGAUUUUAAAUAUGUAGUUUGAGAUUUGGUAACCACAACCCCAAUAAAGGUAUAGAACUUUUCCAUUACUCCAGAAAAUUCCCUCAUGCCCCUUUUCAGUUAAUCUCUCCCUGGGUAACUACUGUUCUGAUUUCCAUCACCAUAGAUUAGUGUUGCUUGCUCUGGAAAUUCAUACACAUGAAAUCAUAUAAUACGUA
Diceros bicornis minor is the source of this 4707-nucleotide messenger RNA. RefSeq names its product pyruvate dehydrogenase phosphatase catalytic subunit 1 (gene PDP1). Lineage: Eukaryota; Metazoa; Chordata; Mammalia; Perissodactyla; Rhinocerotidae. The transcript has 2 exons. The record is from RefSeq and is a predicted model, not a curated record. Gene Ontology annotation, molecular function: protein serine/threonine phosphatase activity; cation binding. The coding region runs from base 181 to 1794 and encodes 537 amino acids. Gene Ontology annotation, biological process: protein dephosphorylation.